This is a messenger RNA of Pseudophryne corroboree (corroboree frog), 4026 nucleotides long. Its product is annotated as zinc finger protein 300-like. The transcript has 5 exons. Gene Ontology annotation, cellular component: nucleus. Gene Ontology annotation, biological process: regulation of transcription by RNA polymerase II. The coding region runs from base 389 to 3055 and encodes 888 amino acids. Gene Ontology annotation, molecular function: RNA polymerase II cis-regulatory region sequence-specific DNA binding; DNA-binding transcription factor activity, RNA polymerase II-specific. Lineage: Eukaryota; Metazoa; Chordata; Amphibia; Anura; Myobatrachidae. The record is from RefSeq and is a predicted model, not a curated record.
UAGACCAGAGCUUUAGAUGGAGGACAAUGUGACAUAAUUCAAUUGUACAAAUGUGCAUGAAAUAAGCAACUAAUUUCACAUGGUCAGUAAAAGGAACGGCAGCUACUGCUUGAGCGUGGGGAAUAUCUCGACUCGCUGGUCUCCUAGGUGCUCGUUCCGUAUCGAAUAGGACAGAAAUGCUGAGCGGCGGCCAUGUUUAUGUGGUCCAAACUGAAGACAAACAUCUAACAUACCGUUCCCUCCUCUCAUGCUAUCUACUACGUAACACGCACUGUACACGCCCAUAGACAUUUACAGACAUACUGUACUUCCGGGACCCGGUUAAUAGGCCCAGACUGGUGCCGCAGGGAAUGUUCUGAGCUGCAGGAGGAGUAAUAAAUUACAGAGGAUGGAGACUUACAGGAAUGAGAUGAGUGGAAGGAUAUUAAAUAUCACCCUGGAGAUCAUCUGCCUGCUGACUGGAGAGGAUUAUAUUGUUGUAAAAAAGUCUAGUGAGCACAUGACACCCCUCAGUUGUCACCAUGUUUCUGGAGGACUGAGCAGGACCCAGAGCCCCAUCACGGAGCCUCCACCUCACUCACUGAUACAUGAGAAACACAAUGAUCAGAAGAUCCUAGAACUCGCCAACAAGAUCAUUCAGCUGCUGACUGGAGAGCAGGAGGGGGAGUAUAUAGAAGGACACAAGUAUCAAAACAAGAACACAAUGAUGGAGAAUCACCGGCCCCUCCGAUCACUGGGCGUCUUGGAGGAUGAAGAUGUCUCCCACACCAAGUUUUCUUCUUUCGAUUGUGUAUGCACGGAUAUACAUGUUUUAGGAAAUUACCAACAGCCACAAUGCUUUAACAUAUAUAAUAUCCAAAAUGGAUUGAAAUCAGAAACAAAUGAGACUAAGGAAUCUAUCUCACGUGAGGGGAAAAAUGUUAUAGACACUGAGAUUUAUACGUCCACAGAUCAUAAACACUAUAUGUCUACUCAUCUUAAAGUGGAAACAGUCUCGGUUGAGGAAGGAGAUAUCAAAGAGACUGCUAGUUAUACACCCACAGAUCAUACACAGUAUACAUCUACUCUUAUUAAUGAGGAACCGGUCCCAUGUGAUGGAGGAGACCUCACACACACUGACAUGUAUACACCCACAGGUCAUACACAGUAUACAUCUACUCUUAUUAAGGGGGAACCAUCUGAUGGAGGAGACUUCACACACACUGACAUGUAUACACCCACAGGUCAUACACAGUAUAUAUCUACUCAUAGUAAGGAGGAACCGGUCCCAUGUGAUGGAGGAGACCUCACAGACACGGACAUCUAUACACCCACAGGUCAUACACAGAAUACAGUUACUCAUAGUAAGGAGGAACCGGUCCCAUGUGAUGGAGGAGACCACACAGACACUGACAUGUAUACACCCACAGGUCAUACACAGGAUACAUCUAUUCAUAUUAAGGAUGAACCUGUCUCAUGUGAUGGAGAAGACCUCACAGACACUGACAAUUAUACACCCACCAGUCAUACACAGUAUACAGCUACUCAUAUUAAGGAUGAACCAGUCUCAUGUGAUGUAGGAGACCUCACAGACACUGACAUGUAUACACCCACAGAUCAUACACAGUAUACAUCUACUCAUAUUAAGGAGGAACAAGUCUCAUGUGAUGGAGGAGACCUCACAGACACUGAUAUGUAUACACCCACAGGUCAUACACGGUAUACAUCUACUCAUAUUAAGGAGGAACCAUGUGAUGGAGGAGACAUUCCAGUCAGUGAUAGUUUCACACUUUCAGAUCACACAUUUACAUGUCAUACGGAUGGCGAAAUUAAACACAAAUCAUUAGUAACUGAAACCAUUAAAUUGGAUGAACCUGUAGAAGUGAUUCACCAAACGUCCGCCACCAUAGGUAAUUCAAAUAAUACCUCUAGUAUUCAAGAAUGCAUAGUUGCUACACUGAAUCCUCCUCAACAUCAAGUUACUGAGAGCAAGAUGGAAAAUGUGAUUUUAAAAUUCUGCUUUGACCCAAGUUUUCCUGGACACACCAGUGGCCACAUCGUACAGAGACCACAUGUCGGUUUUGAGAAAAAGAAAACAAUUGGUGAUAUCUCAAAUCUUACAAAAUAUUGGAGAGAGAACUCUAGGAAGAAAACCCCGCAGUGUUCUGAGUGUGGGGAAUAUUUUUUGAAGAAAGCCCAACUCCUCGCCCACCAGAUAACUCACACCGGGCAGAAACCUGUUCGAUGUUCUGAGUGUGGGAAAAAAUUUCUUACCAAUUCCCAACUGGUUGUACAUCAAAGAUCUCACACAGGAGAGAAGCCGCAUCAAUGUUCCCAAUGCGGGAAAUGCUUUGCCGAGGAAAGGGUCCUGGUGAAACAUCAAGCGGGCCACUUGAAAGCUAAAACAUUUGGGUGCUCUGAUUGUGGUAAACGGUUUACUGAGAAGUGGAGACUAGUCAGCCAUCAGGUUAGUCACACAGAAGAAGUAUCCUUUAGCUGUCCUGAAUGUGGGAAGCAGUUUUUGGAAAAAUGGAGACUUGUCAACCAUCGGAGAACUCACACGGGAGAAAAACCAUUUCAGUGCUCUGAAUGCGGGAAGCGGUUUGCAGAGAAAAGAGCACUAGACAAACAUAAGAGGACUCACACUGGGGAGAAACCUUUCCAAUGUCCCGAAUGUGGGAAAUGGUUUGCAGACAGUGGGACAUUAUGGAGACAUAAAAUAACUCACACCGGCAUUAAAAAGCACACCUGCCCUGAAUGUGGGAAACACUUUAGAGACAAAUCCGCACUUGUUAUCCAUCAGAGGACUCACACCGGAGAGAGGCCAUUCCAGUGUUCUGAAUGUGGAGUCCGGUUUGCUGAUAAAGGGAAGUUGGUGAAGCACCGACGGAUUCACACGUGUGAGAAAAGUACAUGUCCGGAAUGUGGAAAAGACUUUAGAUUGAAGUCGUCACUUGCGAGACAUCUCAGCAUGCACACCAGAGAUAAGACCUAUGCUUGCUCCUUAUGUGGAAAAUGUUACCAAUAUAAGUCAUCGCUUGUCAAACACGAGAGGAUUCAUAAGGGAGAUAAAUAGUUGCUGAGCUCUAAACAGGAGAAACAAUUUGGGGGCUCGUCUGGAGUUAGCAGCAAAUCACGCUAAAUGUCAGAUGUAUUGCUGAUGUUCACAUAAGAUGCCAAUGUUUUGUGACUGCUGAUACUUAUAAAUCCCUAAAAAGUUGCACGGGGCAUGCGUCCCAUGAUGUCUUCAUACAGAGGCGCAGAACCGGUUGAGCCACAUGGACUUUGAAAUGUAUUGGGCAUUCCUGGGCGGUGACUGGGAGGUGGCUAUGCAGGCGCAUAAAGUUCUUCUGUCUCAUGGGUAUGUUAUAGGAUAGUGGGCGUGGUACUUCCAAUGGUUGCAGCUGCAGCCGCUCAAAGUGAGCGUCCUAGUCCUUCCACAUUCAGACACACGGCUGUACACCAGGGGAAGGACUCAUACUAGCAUUAGCAUAAAGUCACAGACGUAACUAGACACUGAUGCAGUUGCAGCAGGGUCCAACUCAGAAUCGGCUUAAAAGACUGCAAAUUUACACAUGGACAAACCAUGUUGCAAUUAACGGUGUGCGACUGGAUUUGUUUUGCAUACAGAGGAAAUAGAGGCCAAUUUUCCAUUUAGCACACAUACACUGGGCAGCUUAAUUUCAACAUUGAGAUUUAGAGUUCAUCUAGGAUUCGCCCUCUUCCCGACUCUAGUGUCCACAUACUCACUCUCAUCCUGCAGAGAAACAUGUUUUGGUCAAGGCUCAAAAUUACACUACCUUGCUGGAAAUACUACUAACUCCAAAUGUGGCUCUUGGUGUCUUAAAUUAUUAUUAUUAUUUAUAGAAUAGCGGAGACCUAGGCGCUUCAGUACCAGUGUGCAAUAUUAGAAAGUUGUGAGUGACAAUCCUUAUCUCUUUUAAGAGUAGCUGCUCAUAAUACAGAAUGUGUGUAGGGUAUACACUUAAUAACAGAAAUAAAUAGUGGGGAGUAUAAGCGCUUAGAAGUGAUGUAACAACUUUUCAA